Apiotrichum porosum is the source of this 2796-nucleotide messenger RNA. RefSeq lists its product as uncharacterized. Gene Ontology annotation, cellular component: membrane. Gene Ontology annotation, biological process: transmembrane transport. Bases 1 to 2796 code for a protein of 931 amino acids. The record is from RefSeq and is a predicted model, not a curated record. Lineage: Eukaryota; Fungi; Basidiomycota; Tremellomycetes; Trichosporonales; Trichosporonaceae. Gene Ontology annotation, molecular function: transmembrane transporter activity. The transcript has 7 exons.
AUGUCCAGCCCGUGCGACGCUCACACAGCGGCGCCGGACACGACCCAGCCGCCCCACCUCGAACGUCAACCCUCGUCCGCCGCGAGCGUCCGCUCAACCGCGUCGGAUGCGACCAUUACAGACCGUGACCGCGCACCCGAUCGCCGCCCGGGGCUGCUCCAUGCCCAGCUCCAUCCUCCUCACCCUCACCACCCAACGCACAAACCGCAUGCACGCAGACAGCAGGGCACAUGGGUCCCCUCGGGCACUCCUCUUGCCCCCGGUGGCGUCGGCGCAGGCUUGGCUGAACGCAUCCAGUUUGGCGGGAUGAGCUACGACUCGCUGGCCAGUAUCGGCGACAGCAGCCCCGAGCGCCGUGGCAGCCGCAGUCCCAGUCGCUCCGUCAGCUCGAGCCCCGACAGUCGCGACCGCGUGCCGAAGAAACGCCGCAGUUCCAAUGGUUGGGCAGCCGCUCGCCGUCCCGCCCCCUUGCCCGACCUGCCGCCGGCGCGGGACCUGCCAAGCUACAGCGAGGCCGAAGACGAGACCGACGAACGCGCGCAGCGCACGGCCUCCGCGGACGACUGGGAUAAUGUGCGUGACGGGUCCAUCGCGAGGCGAUCGGCCUGGCGCCGGCCUUCGCCGCAGUGGCUCAUGCCGUUUGUCCUCGGCCUGACCAUGUCCCUCGGCAUGACCAUGUCGCCUAGGGCAGAGCUGUACUUGGACCUGGCGUGUCUUGCUCACCCGCCGCGCAUGCCCGCCAGCGACGCGGGACUCGCAGAAGCGUUCUGGGCAAGCGCGAUCAGCACCGAGGCGCUCGAUCCAAAGGAAUUCUGGACUACCAUCCCCGGUGGCCACGACGGCAACCUCGACCUCGUUGGCGGUCUCAGCGGCAACCAGACUGCACCACACCUGCUCUCCCCCGGCGAGAAGUGGUUCCUCCGCGCCCACCGCGACAUGUAUCCCUCGACCCCAUCGCAGCCUGGUCGCCCCAACCAGCCCGUCCCCCUCCCGCCAGUGAGCGGCAACGAGACCCAGACGACCCCGGGGACUGGCACCGGCGGCAAUAACAAUGGCGCACCUUACCCGGAAAUCGACCCGGCGUUGUGUAAAAAGGAUGAAAAGGUGCAGGCGGCCGCGGCACGGUUGACUAUGACUCUCACGGUCAUGGCUGGUCUCCUGUCCGCCAUGACGACGGGAUACUGGGCCUCGGUGUCGGACCGGAUCGGCCGCAGGCCCAUCAUGGCCAUGGUUCAGUUCGGCCUGCUUCUCAAUGACGGCUGUUUCCUCUUCCUUGCCACCUUUCCACGCUUCAUUAUGCAAGGUGGCAUCUACGUCCUCCUUAUUGGCCCCAUCCUCGACGGAUGCCUGGGCGGCUUCUCCACAAUGUCCGCCACCUUGCACGCCUACAUUUCGGACGUGACGCCAGACGGCUCACGCGCGACUACCUUUGCGCGGCUUGGCGGUGCGCUCAUGGGCGGUUUUACCAUCGGCCCCAUUCUUGGCAGUGCCAUGAUCUCGGCCACGGGCAACAUUCUAUUCCCGUUCUACGUUUCCGUCUGCGUUCACGCCCUCUUCUCCCUCUCACUGCGCUUUAUCCUUCCUGAAUCGCUCUCGUCCGAGUCGCGUGCUGCCCUCACCAAGCGAGCCCUUGUCGCGCAGGAACGUGCCAAGGCCCGUCGCGCGGCUGAGCGCGCAUGGGAGGACGAGGGUGACAGCAUCCUCCCCUCCAUCUCCGACAUGCGCGAGGUCGUGGGUAACGCCGCCAUGCGUGUCUUCCACCCUGGCCAGUGGGCUGAACGCCGCCGUUCCCAGGCCGAGGCCGAAGAGGACGAGACCCUCAACGGUGGUGCCGAUGACAGCUCCUGGUCGCGUAUCUCCGGAGCAGUCGGCAGGGCACGCACCACUCGCCGGACAGCAGGCAACUUCCGCCGUCUGGGAAAGCAGGCCACAGGUUUCCUCAAGCCUUUGCUCAUUUUCAAGCCGCGUGUGGUCGCCGGACACGCUCACCGGGACUGGAACCUGACUCUGGUUGGCGCAUGUGCCUUCUUUACAAGUCUUCUCAUGGGUGUCAUCCAAGUCAAGUUCCAGUACGCGCUGUACGCCUUUGGAUGGGGCACCAGCCAGCUCGGCCCCUACAUGAGCCUUAUCUCUUUCUGUCGCUUGAUUGUGCUGCUGGGUCUGACUCCAGUGGCAAUGUACUACCUCAAGCCAUUCUUCACUGAGCGUACCAUCAUUGAGGACGCCUCGGAGACCACUCCCCUUCUCGACGCCGACGCAGACGACCGUCCCGCUGCGUCGUCAUCGUCCGCCCGUUCUCCCUCUGAGACCCCAGACUCCACCGACAAGCCCAAGCCGAAGCGCAGCGCCGCCCUGGAUCUGCUGGUUCUCCGUGCCGCCAUCGCGGUCGAGACUGUAGGUUAUACCCUCCUGGGCUUGAACGCGCACGCGUCCGUCACAGUCUUCAUCGCCUCCUCGGCUGUAGUCACCCUCGGCUCGCCGACCCAGGCGGCCUGUUCGUCCUUGGCCCUGUCCUUCAUCCCCCACUCGCGCGAGGCCGGUCGUCUGUUUGGCGGCCUCGCCGUCCUCCAGGCCCUGGCGUCGGCGCUGAUCUCGCCCAUUCUCUUCUCCAACCUCUUCGCAGUGUCGGUCGGGUGGUACGCGCCCCUCGUUUUCCUCCUCGCCGCCGGUGUCCUGGUAUGCGCCCAGAGCGCCAUUGCGUUUAUUCGCCUCCACCCACACUCGACUGACGAGGAGCGGGCACGCGGCCGGGCCAAGGCUCGCGGCAAGCGGCGCGCUGUGCACCAGGACGAGUGA